Molecule: messenger RNA, 1450 nt
Organism: Polychytrium aggregatum
Lineage: Eukaryota; Fungi; Chytridiomycota; Chytridiomycetes; Polychytriales
Exons: 1
Coding region: 212-1219 (335 amino acids)
Source: RefSeq, a predicted model, not a curated record
GUGCACAUCAUGUCAGCUGUGCACCACUUCCUCGUUCGUUUGUAAAGGUGGCAUGUGCUGAGGCAUAGGGCACUCACCCGCCCACCUUUAUUUUCCUUUCCUGUCCUUUGGGUGAUGAGGAUCCCUCCCUUCCUCGGCUCGAGCACUGAACCAAACUACAUUCUGUGUCGCCUUUCCCACAGACGUUUCAUGACAGGGGGUGGCUCGAUCGAUGGGACCUGGCGAGGCGAGGAGGCCAGCGGUCGGGCGGUGCCGGAAGAAUUGCAAAACUAUGUACAUGUGCGUUGCUCCUGCCGUCCAGCCCCACUGGUUGUCCACGAAACCCGCACGUCUGCUUGCACAAAGAGCCGGCUUAUCCCUUGGCAAGGCCCAAUUCACACGGUCCAGGGCGCUUGCGACCAUGGGUCCCGCGGGAGAGGGUGCAGGCGAGGGCGAGAGACGCGGGGUGGGCUGGAGCCUGCCUCGUCUCGCUGCCGACGACAUGGCCGUCUCGCCCACCCCGCUCCCAGGCCCUCUUGCAGGGCCCGGAGGGACGCCAAAUGAGAAAGACUGCCAUGGGUUCGUCGCUGCCGCGCUGUCGCAGGCACGCCCCGGCCCGGGCAGAGCGGCCGCCAUUCCUCAUCUUGAUCGUCACAGCACCCGGUCGGUCGAUCGGUGCGGUGUGGUGCGGUGCGGUGCUGCACAGCAAUCUGCCUUGGGUGCUUGUGCUUGCGCCGGAGGAUCGUGCUUGGUCCAUUGCAGGUUUUGCAUAUCCACGGUAUGUCUCGCACGUCCAUCGUAUGCAGAGGCAUUCUUCCAGACGAGUAUAGAUCGACGGAUCCUGUCGAGCCAUUGGCGAUGUCGGCUGUCUGCUCGGGUUGCUGCUUUGGCUGUCCCAUCCGACCAGUCGCGAUCCCAUUCAGCUGUUGGUUUUUGCCUUUGGGCCGCCGGCCAUAUUCCCACGCCCCUUCUUGAUCAGUUUGCGGCCACUCGGUGUCCUGGCUUGUGCCGUGUCUUAAUGCAGUCGUGGUCUCGACAGGUGCGACCAACUAGGCUCAGCUCAGCUCGGCCCAGCUCGGACCGGGGCCGAGUCGGCUCAGCAUGCGGAUGCGACGAACCGACCAACAUGGGCUAUGGGAUCCUGUCCCUGCUCACCCGGCCAGCCAGUCAGUCAGUCAGCCAGUCGGUCAGUCAGUCGGCCAGUCGGUCUGCCUGUCCUCGCUCAGUAAGUCGGUCUUGACGCUGUCCUUCUUGGACGACCCAGCUGAGUUGGGUGGGCGCUGAUGAGAUAGAUUGGGCUGAGCUCCUCCUUGGCCGUGUGCGACGCAUCCACCCCUCCCGAUUGGUGUUGUGCGGACGAUACCCGAGGGAGGAGGGGCCCAGGUCGAUCCCGGGCUGAUAUGGAGUGGGCCGGACUGCAUUGGUUGCGCUGGUUGCUGGCCUUAUCGGUGGCAGUUGGAUCGCUCCGAUG